Messenger RNA from Lolium rigidum, 570 nucleotides. RefSeq names its product 2-alkenal reductase (NADP(+)-dependent)-like. Lineage: Eukaryota; Viridiplantae; Streptophyta; Magnoliopsida; Poales; Poaceae. Gene Ontology annotation, molecular function: oxidoreductase activity, acting on the CH-CH group of donors, NAD or NADP as acceptor. The transcript is spliced from 2 exons. The record is from RefSeq and is a predicted model, not a curated record. The coding region runs from base 130 to 570 and encodes 146 amino acids.
UUCAGCUACCAUCCGCCCGACCACGCCGUCCCAAGUCCCAACCCCGGCGAGUUCCAGUCCACCUACCAAAAUUGCUCGACGGACCAGGCGGGAGAAGCCAUCCAAACUCACUCCCCGACCGACGGCGGCAUGGAGCAAGAGAAUCCCGCGGCGGAGGUGGCCACGGCGAGGAACAGGAAGGUGGUGCUGCGGGAGUACAUCAGCCGCGCGCCGAGGGAGGACGACAUGCUGCUCGUCGACGGCGGCGCCGUGCCGCUGCGCGUCCCCGACGGCGCCGCCGGCCCGGCCGUGCUGGUGAAGAACCUCUACCUCUCCUGCGACCCCUACAUGCGCGGCCGGAUGCGGGACAACCACAACUCCUACAUCCCCCCGUUCAAGCCCGGAUCGGUUAUAGAAGGGCUGGGCGUGGCGAGAGUGGUGGAUUCCACUCACCCGGGGUUCAGCGCGGGCGACAUUGUUUCGGGAAUGACUGGCUGGGAGGAGUACAGCCUGAUCGAAAAGCCUGAGCAGCUGAAUAAGAUCCAGCAAAGUGACAUACCACUCUCGUAUCAUUUGGGGCUUCUGGGUUAG